UUCUCGAAGAAGAAGAAGUGUUGUCGUUGCAAUUCCUGCGAGUGAUCGAUCCAUCGAUCUCCAUUCAUGCACCGACACCCUCUCAAACCUUCUUUCUAUACUCACUCGAUCUGUACCCAUUUUGGGUCUUUCUCGAUGUAGUGCGGAGUGUUUUAGUCAACUUUGUUAUCACAUUGUUGUCGUCGUCGUCGUCGUCGUUGUAAUGCUUAGAAAUCCGGAUGGAGCAAGCAGGAAUGGAAGAGGUGCUCACAGCCAUGGCUGCCAGUGUUAUGCACAGCGCCUCGGGGAUGAGCAAAUGGAGUAUGGCCGAUUUGACUCUGGGAUUAUACAAGCUGUCAGGUCGGCACGCAUUGGAAGGCGCUGUGGAUACUAUCAAGGGUGCUCCUAUCGUGCUUCGAAGUGAGUUGGAAAAUAUUUUAGAAUGGUUACAAUGGGCCAAAGCUGCGUACAAGAGGGAUCAAAGAUCACUUGCUUCAGUACUGCGGAUUCGGGAGGAGGACAUUGUGACGCACGUGGGCACAUCCGAUGUGAAGAAGCCUGCUUAUUAUAUUAUUAAGUAUCACCGCAAACGUUGUAUAGUAAUGGGUAUCCGGGGUACAAGUGCAGCUCACGACGUCCUAACAGACCUAAAUACCCAUUGUGAACCUUUUGAAGGAGGGUUUGCACACUCAGGAAUGUUAGCUGCCGCACAAUGGUUGCUCCGAAAUGAAGGCCAAACUUUGCAAAACGUUCUCAAAGAAAAUGAGGGUUUUCGUUUGGUGCUUGCGGGCCACUCAAUGGGGGCAGGCACAGCUGCCCUUUUAGGUCUCCUGCUAAAGGAAACAUCUGCUGAAGAGGCUAAUGUAUCGAAAAUCUUAAAGAUCCCAAAUGAAAUGAUAACAUGCUGGGGAUUUGGAAGCCCGCCUUGUGUUAACUUUGAGCUUGCCAUCGCGUCAUCCUUUAUACACAAUGUCGUCCUUCAGGAUGAUGUUGUUUCCAGGGUUAGUCCAGCUGCAUUAGAGGACUUGCGGUUAGAGGUGGCGCAAACAGAAUGGAGUCAGGCCUUCAAGGAGGGAAGCACGCAAAGGCAAUUUGUGGAUAUGGUCCAUGAAACAACUCAGCGAAUCAGUGCUCUUCCGAUAACCCCUCCAGCGUUAGCUGUCUUUAAUGUUGCGAAGGAGAAAGGGUUGAGCAAAAUUCUGAGCGCUGGAAAUGCUGUAGUGUCUCAAAUAGCUGGAAAAUCUUCAAGGACUUCAAAGGCUGGUGCUUGGCUCUCGCUAGGGACUGCAGCCGCCGGAACUCUUUUGCAAGCAGCUCAUAAGAGAGUUUCUCAUGGCGUUCAAAAGUCCCUGUCUGAAAUAGAGGAAAAGACCCGGAGGUCGGAUCAGCAAGUAGCAGUGUCUGCUCUGGCAAUCCAGGCAGGGACGAGUACUACAAAAACUGAGGUACUUCUGCAACGUCGGUUGCAUCUUCCUGGAACACUUUAUCACAUUCUCCGGCAGCUCCUCCCACCGGGUUUGUCCCCGACAAAUGUUGGUGGAAAUGGGGCUAGGACCGUCACCCACACAGUAGUGAAGGGUACUGACCCCAACUCAAGGUUCAGCCGAAUCGUAUUGUCCAAUACGAUAUUCUCAGACCACAACUCCCCUGCUUAUAUUGAUGCUAUGGUGGAUGCCUUACAAUGUGCUUCCAGAGGUACAACAAUCCUCCUCUAUGGUAGCGGAAGUUAGAUAGGACCGUAUCAUUCACAUUGAUUCAUAGUAGGGAAUGUUCCCCACCACCACAGAAUCUCUCGUACGUAGAGAAUUUCUAAUUGUAGGUUAUUCUUUUACUCAGAAUGGUGGUCUCCAAUACAUGGCUAGACCUGAAGAUCUGAGCUGGAAUUAUUCAGAAUUUUAUGCAGUGAUACUUAUCAGCAACAUCAAAUUUUUCUUUUAUAGAUACAUUUCUACAACAGGGUUCUUCUGUUGCUUACUUUACAGAUGCCAUUCAAAAGCCUACUUAAUCUUCAACUGGUUGAAGAGUUCAGGAAAUUUACUAGGGCAAACACGAAAUCCUAUAUAACCGAAAUGCAACAUAGUCCAGAAUGUGAUGAACCAGGCACUGAAGGUUUUUUAUCAUUGUAAUUAGAAAACGCACCGUCAUUUGUGCAUUCUCAAUGGUCAAAUGGCCCUUUUGUACAAGAGUCAAGAGGACCAUUUCUCAAAUGACAAAUUAAGGAA
Molecule: messenger RNA, 2201 nt
Organism: Physcomitrium patens
Lineage: Eukaryota; Viridiplantae; Streptophyta; Bryopsida; Funariales; Funariaceae
Biological process (GO): lipid metabolic process
Source: RefSeq, a predicted model, not a curated record